CCUGCAAGCAUAGCUAAAUCAUUUUAAACUUUGAUUUCUGCUGAUUCUAAAUAGCAAUCUCUUUGUAACAUCUAGAGUGGAGCUACAAUUGAGAAGACUGGUUACCAUAUCGAAAUGUUGCUUAAGACACUUUUCAUCUGUGCUCUGCUUAUACUUGGUCAUGCCAGUGAAAAAAAACAAGGGAAAAAGGGAAAAGGUGAUUCUGCCUGUACCAAAAUAGGAGGCAUAUGUCAACGUACCACAUAUUUAUGCCCAGGAAGAUAUUUACAGGGUAAAUGUGGAGGGCCUUCUGCACGGCAAUGCUGCUUACAAGAUUCAGGAGCAUGGGACAGCCUGUGUGCUGGUCAGGUUUCCAAUAGAGUGAGAGGCUGUGAUAAAUUUGGCUGCGGAGGAUUCAACGCUAAGAGGGGUAGUCAGAUCCAUAAAGGCGUUGACGUGGUGUGUGACGAUUACUCCAUCGUGUAUGCUCCCUUCACUGGAACUCUAAUGGGACAGGCACAGCCCUAUGGGGAUGCAAGCACUGUUGAUGAUGGUGUUAAACUCUCUAACUCAGCUUACUGUGUGAAGAUCUUCCAUAUCCGCCCCUACCGGUACAGUGGACCAAUCUCGAAAGGCGACAAACUGGGAUACCUGCUCCCAAUGCAGGAACAAUAUUCGGGUGUCACCUCUCACCUUCAUCUCCAAAUGUGUGACAAGUCUGACCCCUCUCCUUACAUUUAAACAGACGUGUCGGCUACGGUGAAUGAACGCCGCAUUCUAUGCCUGUUCUUGGUUCUCUUUCUAGAUGUUACUUUGCUAUAGCGUUUCAGAACCUUUAAAACACAAUGCUUCUAUUACGAUCAUCACCUGCAUUAUAAGCUAUACGCCAAUAAAUGCUUGUUAAUGUA
Messenger RNA from Polyodon spathula (Mississippi paddlefish), 887 nucleotides. RefSeq names its product leukocyte cell-derived chemotaxin-2-like. Bases 115 to 720 code for a protein of 201 amino acids. Lineage: Eukaryota; Metazoa; Chordata; Actinopteri; Acipenseriformes; Polyodontidae. The record is from RefSeq and is a predicted model, not a curated record. The transcript is spliced from 6 exons.